Messenger RNA from Thermochaetoides thermophila DSM 1495, 1677 nucleotides. Its product is annotated as ubiquitin conjugating enzyme-like protein. Gene Ontology annotation, biological process: protein K63-linked ubiquitination; DNA damage tolerance. The coding region runs from base 1 to 1677 and encodes 558 amino acids. Gene Ontology annotation, cellular component: nucleus. Lineage: Eukaryota; Fungi; Ascomycota; Sordariomycetes; Sordariales; Chaetomiaceae. The record is from RefSeq and is a predicted model, not a curated record. The transcript is spliced from 5 exons.
AUGGCGAAGGUACCCCGCAACUUCAAGCUCCUCGAGGAGCUCGAAAAGGGCGAAAAGGGCCUGGGAACCGCUGCUGUCUCAUAUGGCCUGGACGACCCCGAAGAUAUGCUGUUGUACAACUGGAAUGCGACUAUCAUGGGGCCGCCGCAUGGCAACCACGAAAACCGUAUCUACUCCCUGAAAGUUUACUGUGGCGACCAGUACCCAGACGAGCCUCCUAAAGUCAAGUUCUUGAGCAAAAUCAACCUCCCCGGUGUGAACCCAACGAAUGGCGACGUCGAUCCCAACGCAAUCCAGAUCCUUCGUGAUUGGAAGCGCAUCGCACAGGACCUAGCCAACAAGCCGAAGCCCAAGCACGACCCGCUUUGUAUUGAGAGCGUAUUGGUCGCGAUACGCAAGCAUAUGGAUGAGCACAAGAAGCUACCACAACCCCCCGAGGGCCUCGCCCUCUACAAAUCCCUCCUCUCCCAAUCGCUCCGCGUCCAGAUACCCCCUAACACCCUCCAAUCCCUCCCCCCACUGCCAAUCCACACUCCCCUAACCAACGAAACCCCUCUGGCCCUCCUGAUCCGCAAUGGCUUCCGCCGCAACCGCUCCCUCACCUCCCCGCGCCUGAUCUGCUCAGCCCUCAAACAAGGCUACCGGUUCCUGACACUCCUGACCCGCGCCGCUGAAGACCCAAACAGCACAGAAUAUGCCUCCGUUGUGGACUUUCUCCAGAAAAAUGCCUCCAGGGUGGAGGAAAUCCGUGCCCAGCGGGAGAAGGAGCGUGAGAAGAGGAGGCGCUUCAUAGAGGUAGUGACCACCCGCAAACCGGGGACAGGACCGCUCCUAAAGAGGGUCACGCCCGAGGGUGUCCGGCCGCCGGUCUACGAGCCGGGGAUUGAGUGGCCACGGCCGCUUAGCAUAUUCCCCAGCGGAGUGCGCAAGCCGCCUACCUUGGUGGCCACCUCGGCUGGUGUUCCCUUCCUCCGGUUCGGGGGCCGACAAUCCCGUUUUUUGGAGAGAGUACUUCGGCAGAAGACAAAUUGGAGGAUGGAGAAGAUAAGGAUAUUGCUUGAUGCGCAGGACGAGGGGAUGGAGUGGGCUCGGGACGAGGAUCAAUGGGAGGAGCUGAUGGGUCUUCUUUUCCUGAAGGAGAACCCUGACGCCGUUAGGGAACUUGGGCAGGAGGAUCAGAUGCCUGAUGAACCAAGCUACGCCAGUUCUUUACACGGCAUGUGUGCCGUAUUAAUCGACGAAAUUCAGGCUGAGACCGAGGACCAAGUUGCACGAGCCAAGGCUCUGUGGAAGAUGGUUCUUAUGGAACGGGAACAGGCACUCAAGGAAGCAAAGGAACAGUUGGAGAGGGAAGGCAAGGGAGAUGAGGAGCCACAGAUCAAAUCUUGGCGUCGGCCAGUAUGGGAAAAGAAGACGCCCAAAUGGAUGCGCGAGAAAGGGUUUGAUAAGAAGAAUGCGAGAAAGGCGGCACUGGAGAAGAGGAAAGAGAACAUUAGAAAAGCGAUGGAAAAGUUUUGGUGGUUCAAAAACGCAGGUGAGGCAGCUGCUGUUGCUACUGGCAGCAAAAAUACUGCCUCUCAGCUGCCCACUGUGGCCGAGGAUCCUACAAAAACUAAGCUGGGAGAAGCCUCAGUUGGAAAAAGGACCACUGAAACUGAACACAGUGAUGAUAUUUAA